UACAACUUUAAAAUCCCUUGUUUCUUCCAAUGACACGCUGCAGACAGUUAGUUCCUUAAUGGGCCAAUGCAUUCGGGUAUUCCCCUGCAGGAGACAAUUGUCACUCUCAUGCAUGAGAGGAAGAGGCGGAGUGUCUAUUCUUCUCCCAGCUCUGCCACACUGUCAUAGCCAGAGAUUUUAAGGCCAGAAGGGACUCAACCAGACUGACCUCCUGCAGAACACAGUCCGGAGAACCUCGCCCAGUGACGCCUGCAUCCAGCCAAUAACUUGUGGCUGAGUCAGAACAGAGCUGUUGGAAAGAGACAGACAGCCUUGAUUUACAGACUCGGAGAGAUGGAGGAUCCACCAGGGCCCUGGCAGAAACCCAGGAAGGUCACAUCUCAGCCAGGAGAAGAUUCUCUGAAUUGCCCUCUGCCCCCCGGCUGGCAGAGCUACAUGUCUCCCCAGGGCCACAGGUACUAUGUGAACACCUUCACCAACGAAACCACGUGGGAGCGGCCGAGCAGCGUGCCUGGGACCCCCAGGAGCCCCGGGAGCCAGAAGAGUGCUGUGCCUGCAGCGAAUGGAUAUCACACCCCUGUGACGCCCAUGCAUCAAAUGGAGCCUGGUCAUAUGAGUCUCCGAAAACCCAGCGGGGACCCACAGAGUCCGGGGUCGCCGCGCGUGCCCAGGAGGCUGGCCAGGGAGAGCUCACGGACGAUAAACUGCGUGACUUUUCCCCACCCAGACACAAUGCAAGAACAGCAGUUGCUGAAACCCACUGAAUGGAGCUACUGUGAUUAUUUCUGGGCUGAUAAGAAGGAUCCGCAAGGGAACAACACAGUAUCGGGGUUUGAAAUUCUGCUCCAAAAGCAACUCAAGGGGAAACAAAUGCAAAAAGAAAUGGCAGAGUUUGUUCGAGAAAGGAUAAAGAUUGAGGAAGAAUAUGCCAAGAACUUGUCCAAACUGUCUCAGAACUCACUGGCUGCUCAAGAAGAAGGCACCCUAGGAGAGGCCUGGGCCCAGCUGAAGAAAAGUCUGGCAGAUGAGGCAGAGGUUCAUCUCAAAUUUUCCUCUAAGCUCCAGAGUGAGGUGGAGAAACCACUGCUCAACUUCAGAGAGAACUUUAAGAAAGACAUGAAGAAAUAUGACCAUCACAUCGCGGAUUUACGGAAGCAGCUGGCUAGUCGCUACACAGCAGUAGAAAAGGCCCGGAAAGCCCUGACAGAGAGGCAGAAGGAUCUGGAAAUGAAAACCCAGCAGUUGGAGAUAAAGCUCAGCAACAAGGCAGAAGAGGAGAUCAAGAAAGCGAGGCGGAAGUCCACUCAGGCUGGAGAUGACCUAAUGCGUUGUGUGGAUCUUUAUAAUCAAGCCCAAUCCAAGUGGUUUGAAGAAAUGGUGACCAGCACUCUGGAGCUGGAAAGGCUGGAGGUGGAGCGGGUGGAAAUGAUUCGGCAGCACCUUUGCCAGUACACACAGCUGCGGCACGAGACAGACAUGUUCAACCAAAGCACAAUAGAUCCUGUCGAUCAGUUACUUCAAAAAGUGGAGCCUGCCAAAGACAGGGAACUGUGGGUACAAGAACACAAAACUGGAGAUAUCAGACCUGUGGACAUGGAAAUAUAGACUGAUCUGAUUAGUGAUAUGUGAGGGGUUUGCUGGUUUAACCAGGCUAAUGGGUCCUGUAAAGGGUCAGAAGACAUACAGGACGGCGAAAGGGUUGCUCUGCUACCAGAUACCUUGUAUUUAUUGUCUGUAGGGAGUAUCUCUGUCACAUUUGAUCAUCACAUCAGUUCCCAUUGUGCUAUGCCUUAAGCUCCCAACAUUCCAGGGUUAAGAAGCCAGAUGUCUGUUCUUCCUGUCAGAAGUUUCCAGCUGCCAGGAGAAACCGAGGCCCUUGCUUCCUGGUACAGAGAGAGCUCUGUUCUUCAGUGACUCUGCACUACACCCAUUGCAUGACUCUCUUUGUGUAGAAUGUAAUAACAGCCAUGCAGCAAGCCUCUGCCAUGGAAGCAGACUAGUCAUUUGACUAUGAUGCUGGAAGCAAGGAGCUCCUGAACAUGGAUCCCAGCACUGCCACUGCUCAGCUGGAUGGCCUUGGGCACAUCACAUAACUUUUCUGUUUCCUCCAUUUAUAAUAAGGGGCUCAUAAUACUUACCUACCUCACAGGGGUGUUGUGAGGGUACAUUGAUUUUGUAUAAUACUUUUUAGCACAACUACCUUGCUGCGGUAGUAUGUCUGAGUGCAGGGAGGGACGGGCUCUUCCCCAAAGCAGUAAACAAGGCAAAAGGCUAGGAGAAAACCCCACAGUGGAAAGACACCUGUUCAAGCCCUUCCUGUUUUAUAAUCCCACUCAGAGACAUAUAGACCCUCUAUCAUCUCCAUUUCUCUUUGAGGCUAACAGAAAGUAAGACUGAAAGGGACCUCUUGCACCAUCUAUUUACAAGGAAGAACUCGGUUGUGCUGUAGCUACCUCAUUAAUUGUCUGGUUGACUUAAGUGACAAAAAGAGGACGCCUACCAUGGAAUAAAUUUGAUCUUCAGGUCCAUUUCUACCUAUAUAGUGUGAUGUCCUACAGUCUCUGCUUUCUGCAGGAUCUUCUAAUGCUCCCUUUGGGAGGUCAUUUCCCAACCAAAUGGAUCCAAGUUUAAAUUAGCCUUUGUUUAAUUUCCUUGAAAUAACUCCUAGCUUGUAGCCUUUUGGAUGCCCAUGCACUCUCUGUCUCUCCAUCUCUUUCUCGCUUUCGUCGUUGUUCCCCCCCCCCCCCCACAGACACAUCAGAUGUCUGCAGAUAGUUAGCAAGUCUAUUCUAUUCUAUUCUAUAUAGGUUUUUAUACUGCACUCGUCACUAGUAUCUGAGCUCUUUCCAGCAGUGCAUUAAGAAGUGCAGCUACACAUCUGUCACAUGUUGUUUGUUCUCUCAUCCUCCCCCAGAAGGAGAAACAUGCAGUGAAGUGUCUUGUUUUGGUAGUUUUUAAAAAAACCUUAUUUAUUAAAUAUCCCUGUCUCUACAUGUUUAUAUCAGCGAAGGCAAGGUCAAAGUAAUGUGCCUUGCACUUGGAGCUUGAAAGUGGUGAGGUUAUAAUAGUCAUUACUUCCUGGGGGAGUUCAUUCCACAGUCUUGGACUGGCCCCAGAGAAAAUUCUGUCUCCUGCACAAAUAAACUUGACUCUUUUGUUGAGAUUUCCACUGUGCCAAAAGAGCAUAGCUAACCAUGGGCUUCAUCUUGGAGCGUUAGAUGGUCUUUUAGGGCCCUGACCAUGCAGUGCUUUGAAGAUAAGGACCAAGACCUUGAACUUGAUUUGAAAUUCUAUGGGAAGGGCACAGUGUAGAGCAAGAGGACAGUUGCUAAGGGGAGACACUGCAGUGUUUUGCACUAGUUGGAGUUUCCAAACAGCUGAAGGUUUCAUGCCCAGGUAUAUCACAUUGUUGUAGUCCAGCAGUGAUGAAGGCACAAAUAACUGAGGCCAGGUUUUCAUCUGCUAGGAUGGACAGAGAUUACUCACAGCUGUUGUGAUGAGAGAGGUCAACAUUAGCGAGGAAUCCAAGAGUACUUCUAGACUACAGACUGAAUUGACCAGUUGUGGAUAUGAUCCUUCAGUCGAAGAAGACUUCAUCGGGACUGCAAAGUCUUCAAAAUAUUCUACUCUGCCAAACAGAUUUUCUAAGGCACCAAGGACAUGCAUAUCUAUCUGACGUUCAGUGUAGUUGAGGGUGCCCAGUACUGUUGAAAAUCAGGCCCUUAACCUGUCCUUAUAAUGUAGCCCCUUGUCCAAUGUUGUUGCUUUUCUCUGAAUUUAUUCCUGUUUCUCACUGUCAGAACUAGGGACCGAAUGCUCACCAAUGGCAUUUGAUAUUUAUAGCUCUUCGAUGUUAUACAGCUAUGUAAGUUUGACAUUAUCUUUGAAUUACAGUUUUUUUUGUCUCCAAUAUUAUUCCUGUUGUUAAACUUUGCAGUUGACCCCUUCUUGACAUUGCAUAGGACUGCAAGAUCCUUUUUUUAGAUUCAGCAGAAAUCUUGGUUAUGGCUCUUUUGGUCCUGCCACUUGAUUAACUGGAACAGGUUUGGAGAAGGGCUAUUAGGAUGAUCAGGGGAAUGGAAAGAUGAUUUUAGAGGAAGUUAAAAGAACUUGGCUUGUUUAGCCCAGCAAAUACCUUCACACUUUCUCCCACACCACCCAAUAUGCGCAGGAGCACCCUGUAAAAACUUGCAAUGCCUUUACACUGUCCUCCUUCAAAUGCCAUCUUACAGCUCUCCUCUGCCAUCAUGCCUACAAAGCUGGUGCUGGGACUGCAGCUUAGCACUUUGAUCAGAAUCAUCUCCCUGUUACCCUGAGUUGCUGGGCUUUCUGCUCCUUCCUCGCCUGCGAAUUGCCUGCUUCCUGCAGCAGCCGUGAUUGGCUGCUCUUCCCCAGGAGGCAGACAAAUGGGGCCAGACAGUCAAUCAGAGAGGAGUUUUCCCUAGAUGGUGUUAAAAAUGUGUGCCCCUCAGCCACCUGUCUCACUAUUUAGAAAUGUAAUUUCCUGGGGCUACACCACUGCAUAUUCUGAGCACUGGCUAGACUAGAACCCAGUUCACCUGGCUUGCCUCGCUGCUCUAAUGAGUCCAUCACAUUGUGAUGACCUGCCUUUCCUGCUGUUUCUCUGAUCACUUCCCAGCCUCAUCACUUAUUUGGUUUGAUUAUUAUUACAUUGGUUUUCUGCUUUAGUGAUGUGUCCUCCUGUUAUCUUUACUGAGCACUUUAGAUGACAGGCACUGGAAAAGUCAAUAAAAUGUAGGGUAAUGUUUUCAAAAGUACAAUUUCCAAAGGUGACUCUAGCAUUAGGAACCUAAGUCUUACUGCAGGUAAAUUUGAAAAGUUUUGUCUAUUAGCAUAACAGUGGCUUUCUCCCAGUCCUCUGGUACUAUCCCAGUUUCUAAGAUUUAGUACAAAUUAAAAUGAAUAAUUUGGAGAACUCUUCAGCCAACUCUUUUAAAACUUUUGUGUGCAAAUUAUCAGUUUUGCAGAUUUUGUGUAACAUCUGUUUUAGUUACUGUUGAAACAGAAAGUGUUUCACCAUAAUUAUAUAAAUAAAUAACUACAUAAUCCA
This is a messenger RNA of Mauremys reevesii (Reeves's turtle), 5071 nucleotides long. RefSeq names its product growth arrest specific 7 (gene GAS7). The record is from RefSeq and is a predicted model, not a curated record. Gene Ontology annotation, molecular function: actin filament binding. The transcript has 14 exons. The coding region runs from base 334 to 1605 and encodes 423 amino acids. NCBI's taxonomy places the organism in Eukaryota, Metazoa, Chordata, Testudines, Geoemydidae. Gene Ontology annotation, cellular component: plasma membrane; actin filament; cytoplasm. Gene Ontology annotation, biological process: neuron projection morphogenesis; actin filament polymerization.